Molecule: messenger RNA, 972 nt
Organism: Antechinus flavipes (yellow-footed antechinus)
Lineage: Eukaryota; Metazoa; Chordata; Mammalia; Dasyuromorphia; Dasyuridae
Product: olfactory receptor 52P1-like
Exons: 1
Coding region: 1-972 (323 amino acids)
Biological process (GO): G protein-coupled receptor signaling pathway
Cellular component (GO): membrane
Molecular function (GO): G protein-coupled receptor activity; olfactory receptor activity
Source: RefSeq, a predicted model, not a curated record
AUGCUGAUCUCCAACCAUUCUGGUGCUACGACCUUCACAUUGUUGGGCAUCCCUGGUCUAGAGGCCCAGCAUUUAUGGCUCUCCAUACCCUUCUCAACCAUGUUUAUUGUCAUCCUCAUGGGCAAUGGUAGCAUUCUUUUUCUGGUAGCAACAGAGUCUUCCCUUCAAACACCCAUGUACUUUCUUCUGGCCCUGCUGAUGGUGUCUGACUUGGUAUCUACCUUGGCUGUGCUCCCCAAGCUCCUCUGCCUCUUCUGGUUUGGUGCCCAUGACAUUAGCAUUAAAGGAUGCUUUGUUCAGAUGUUCUUCAUCCAUUGUACAUCUGUAGUACGUUCUGCCCUCCUUGUGGCAAUGGCCUUUGACCGUUAUGUGGCAGUUUGUGAGCCACUCCGUUACAAUACCAUACUGAACUACACUGUGGCAGGGCAGUUAGCACUGACAGCCCUUGCAAAAGGAAUGGUUCUCAUCUUGCCAAUGCCAUUAUUGCUCCAGAGGCUGACCUUCUGCAGGGCAGUCAUUCCUCAUACCUACUGUGACCACAUGGCUAUUGUGAAGAUGGCUUGUAGUCAUACCAAGCCUAACCGUAUUUAUGGAUUGUUUGUAAUCCUCCUGGUGGUAGGUUUUGACCUCCUGCUUAUUGGAGUCUCCUAUAUACUGAUUCUACAUGCUGUGUUGCGCCUAUCUUCUCGAGAUGCCAUUCUAAAGGCACUUAAUACCUGCUCAGCUCACUUCUUUGUAAUUCUCAUUACUUAUGUACCUGCAAUUUUCUCAUCUAUAACCCACCGAAUGGGCCCCAUUAUCCCUCCUCAUGCACAUAUCUUACUUGCUAAUCUAUACCUACUUAUGCCCUCAUUAUUCAACCCUAUUAUCUAUGGAAUUAAGAUGAAGGAGAUUCGGUACAAAAUGGCAAAGUGUCUGUGUAGGAGGGAUGCUCUGGCCAUCAACCCAGGACACAAAGAUGGAAAUGAAUAA